UCCUCGAUUGAUGUCAAUGUCUGUCAGCUUCAACCUGGGUUCCGCUCUCUUUUCCUUGCUGCAACGUCCGUAGAACCACCAUGGCGCCCAUAUCGCACUUCUUGCCCCCCGCCACGAGCUUGUCAGGCAUCGCCCUGCUGGCCUUGGGCUCUGGUGUUCUUUUGUACCUCAUCAGCCGGGCCUUCUACUCCAUCCCGUACCCCAAGGGAAUGGCGCUUGUGGGCGAACCCCCAGGGGCCACGCGAUUCAGUCUUCGCACGUACUGGCGGUACUACACAGACUGCCGCGGCUUGUUUCGGGAGGCCUACGAUAACUACUCGAAGAAGGGCAAGCCGGUGGUCAUUCCCGGGCUCGGCUUCCGCCACGAGGUCAUCAUGCCUAUAAGUUCCAUGCGCUGGGUACAGACUUAUCCCGAAACGGCGCUCGACUUGGGCAAAGCGUUCGCCGAGGUCGACCAGGUGGAGUGGGCACUGGGCCACGAUCGCUACGUCGAUGACGCGUGGCAUGGGGUCCUCGUGCGGACGGAGCUCAACGCCGUGUUGGAGAACAUCUGCGCCAGCUUGAACGAUGAGCUCGGGAUCGCAUUCGACAAAUGGUUCGGGACCGAUCCCGAGUGGAAGGAGAUCGACCUGUUCGAGUCCGUCAAAAUGGUCGUGGCCCAGGCGGCCAGCCGCUUCACCAUCGGUCCCGGGAUUUGCCGGAACGAAGAAUACCUGAACCUGUCGAUCGACAUAGUCAACCAGCUCAUCAUGAACGCAGGCGCUACGGGGGGCAGCCCUCGCGUCCUGCGGCCCGUAGUCGGAACUUUGGUCAAUCUCACACUGCACAGCAAGGUCAACAGGCUCAAGAAGAUGUUCCAGCCGAUCUGGGAAGAGCGCGUCGAGAUUCUCAAGCACGACCGAGACGACCCGGACCACGUCGAACCGCAAGACCACCUACAGAUGAUGGCCCGCUACGCCAAGGAGCACCGCCCGGAGGAGUUCAACGACAUCGACAUGAUGACGCGGCGCCUCAUCGCCGCCAACUUCGGCUCCAUGCACCAGACCUCCCUCCAGGUCACCAACAUGCUGCUCAACAUCCUGGGCUCCGACGCCGAGUUCAACACCAUCGCCGCCCUGAGGGACGAGGUCGACCGCGUGCUGCACGCCGACGGGGACGGCAACUGGACAAAGGCCAAGGUCAACAGGAUGGUCAAGGCGGACAGCGUCGCGCGCGAGACGCUGCGGCUUAACUCGUUCGGCGGGCGCGCCGUGUUCCGCAAGGUCAUGGUCGACGGGAUCAAGACGCCGGACGGUCAAGGGCUGCCCAAGGGCACCCUCAUCUCCUUCCUCGGCCAGCCGGCGCAGACGGACGGCGAGGUGAUCGAGGACCCCCUCAAAUACGACCCGUUCCGCUUCUCCCGCAUGCGCGAGGACGCCGCCGCCAGGGACGAGAAGGCGCCCGCCGUCUCCUUCGUCACGACGAGCCCCGAGUACCUGCCCUUCGGCCACGGCAAGCACGCGUGCCCCGGCCGGUUUCUCAUCGACUUUGAGCUCAAGAUGAUCAUCGCCUACUUGCUGGGGCACUACGACGUGGAGUUCCCCGCCGAGUACAACGGCAAGCGGCCGGAGAACUACUGGCUGACCGAGGCCUGCUUUCCGCCCGACGGGGCGAGGGUCCGCAUACGGAGAAAGAAAAAUGCCGACGGCAAAUAAAAACACAAGCUUCGGCGGGGGCUGUAGGGGGUUGCCUAGGCCGGGAGAGAAGUAUCGUUAAGAUAGAGCAUGGUGAAGCCGGUGGGAGACUUUUUAUACAAAAAAAUUAAGUCAACAGGUGAUCCCGGUAUCUUCAAUAUGAACCCGUAGUGUAUAAACAGUCUGAUCAUUGAGACCAUCGCAUUUCAGACACUUUAGGGACCACACUCGAAGCCAGUUUUAUGUGUAAGGGGGGUACGUUGGAGAAAGAUUCCGUGAGCUGUAAAGCCUCACGAGUGAGUCACACAUAUGACAGCUCAAAAGUGCGAAGAGAAGCUGUGUUUUGGUGGCGAGUGCUGCAUGGGAGAAGAAGUCCCCUUAAACUAUGUACAUGAAGUUACGAGUUACAACACACGAUGGAUCAUCCUGGACUGUCCUGUUUGAGUAGGCCAUAUGCUGCCCAGGUCGA
Messenger RNA from Colletotrichum destructivum, 2142 nucleotides. Its product is annotated as Putative cytochrome P450. The record is from RefSeq and is a predicted model, not a curated record. Lineage: Eukaryota; Fungi; Ascomycota; Sordariomycetes; Glomerellales; Glomerellaceae. The transcript is spliced from 3 exons. Bases 81 to 1694 code for a protein of 537 amino acids. Gene Ontology annotation, molecular function: heme binding; oxidoreductase activity, acting on paired donors, with incorporation or reduction of molecular oxygen; monooxygenase activity.